Branchiostoma floridae (Florida lancelet) is the source of this 4685-nucleotide messenger RNA. Its product is annotated as parathyroid hormone 2 receptor-like. The record is from RefSeq and is a predicted model, not a curated record. Gene Ontology annotation, molecular function: peptide hormone binding; G protein-coupled peptide receptor activity. The coding region runs from base 1206 to 3053 and encodes 615 amino acids. Gene Ontology annotation, biological process: cell surface receptor signaling pathway; adenylate cyclase-modulating G protein-coupled receptor signaling pathway. Lineage: Eukaryota; Metazoa; Chordata; Leptocardii; Amphioxiformes; Branchiostomatidae. Gene Ontology annotation, cellular component: plasma membrane. The transcript is spliced from 18 exons.
CGGAGUGUCGACCUUCUGAAGGCCUGGUUUCGUCAGGAUAUGGUGUCAGGGUCGGCCUUAUGCGAUAAGAUCGGUGAAUAUGCUAACCAUCACUAAGGGUGUGUGGAAACUUCAGCGGACUCUGAGCACUGCGCACGUCUGGUGUUCUAUGGUCUUGAAGUAAGCCGGUGGCGCUAUAGCUUGCUGCUACCAGUGGUUCAAGCCAAGUGAAAGAGCUUCCCAUCACUUGACGACUGUUAAAGCAUGACAGACAUCGGAUCUGGGGCUCUUCUUUAGACUGAAGAUCACUGGAUAUCCUGAGCACCUGUCAAAGAUAAGACACCCCCCUAUAGUGUCAUCGGGCGGCACCACGAACCCGCGCUCCUGAUUGGCUGGUGGUGUGUCCUCAUUUGCAUGGACUCGUCCUGGCGUGUUUAAACAAUCGAUAAACCUUGCUGAUCGCUGCCAAACGUACUCAGUGUGUUUACUGUAUGGCAGUGAGAGAGAGACUUGGCCGGGCACUCUACUAAGCUGUACACUAGGGUUCUAGUGUGUAAAGCAAGCGGUUGACUGGGCAUUGAAGGACUCCACGCCAACGGACGUACCACAGGAGUUCGGCGGCAUCACAUGUCACCUGAGCCGCCCUUAGGUGAGGCACCGAGACCGCCGGUUUCAUUCACCGUAUCGGCUACCAGAAUUCCACAGCGUUUUAUUUUUUUCUGGUCAGAAACCACUCAGGCCCGCGGGGCAUAGAUCAAGGGACAACUGUUGGAGCCUGUCACCCACCCACCUAAUAGUUGUUUAGCAGGGGACUGAUUUCAAAAGCACUCUCACGGACGAGCUGUGUGUGAGUGUGGGUAUGUGAACUGUUACAUCAGAAAACUGUGUCACUGACAUCAGUUGUCCUUGAUCCAACGGAGGGGAUUUGGCUCAAAUUUCCACCUUUCUUACUAAGGAAAGAAGACUACAUUUCAGUACAGAACAUCCUGGUAGGAAGGACGGAAGACUCCCCCAACCUCACCGCGUUCCUUUCCACACCUGGGCGGUUGAUUUAAUCUCCGAUACCGAGAUAACAACUGGCGCGGCCCGGUAAAAGACCGAGGGGCACAAGCGACUUGUUACACUAUAGUACGAGGAUGUAGACUCGUCUCAACGCAUUUCGACAACUACAACGCUGUAAGCAUACCGGGAUUUUUGAAGCGGUGUGUGAACGACAAGCUACCACCAUGGCUUCUACUGUAAACCGGUCUACGAUGUCGGCUACGCUUUUUGUGGGGCUUGUUCUUGCGACACUUGUGCCGGUGUAUGGGGGGAAGGACACUCCUGUCACUAAAGAAGAACAGAUGAAAGUUCUUUGGGAGGAGAGACAAAAAUGUAAGGCCGGGAUGGAAGGCAACCGACCAACCACAGGAGGACCUUACUGCAACCAAUCAUGGGACGCACUGAUUUGCUGGCCGUACAGCAAACCCAACAGGUCCGUACGAGUGCCGUGUCCGAAAUACGUGCACGACUUCAACCACAGAGGAUAUGCUUUCCGUGAGUGUGGUCCAGACGGAGAGUGGUUGGUCAGCCCUCACACCAACAAGACCUACGCCAACUACACGGAGUGCAGCAAGUAUCUACCUGAUCUACCGUCUCUCAUAAACCCUGAUUCGCUGUUUGAGAAGGUGACGAAGCUGUAUACUGUUGGGUAUUCCUUCUCUUUGGCGUCCCUGACUGUAGCGCUGGCCAUCCUUGUCUACUUCAAACGCCUCCACUGCACUCGUAACUACGUGCACAUGCACCUGUUCGUGUCCUUCAUCCUGCGCGCCAUCUUUGUUCUGGUGAAGGAUGCCGUGCUGUACUCGGACGACGCCAUUGACGUCAAUGACGUAGACUCAACCCUUCCGGAACAGCUGGGUGGACCCUUGAACAUAGAUCAUGGACAGAGAAAUACGACGGACAACGACCUUCACAGAAUAUUUAUGGAUGGUUCUAAGUAUGCGUGGACCUGUAAGCUGGCCAUGUCCCUAUUCAUGUACUUCAUGGCAACCAACUACUACUGGGUUCUGGUGGAGGGACUGUACCUCCACAACCUCAUCUUCAUCUCAGUCUUCUCAGAAAAGAAGUUCUUGCGGUGGUUCAUCGCAAUCGGAUGGGGGUUUCCACUCACCUUUGUGAUCCCGUGGGUACUGGUUCGAGCCUACCUGGACAAUAUUGGGUGUUGGGACUACAGCGAGCCUACAACGGGAUACUUAUGGAUAUACCGUGGACCAAUCGUGGCCGCCAUAUUGAUCAACUUCUUGUUGUUCGUCAACAUUCUGCGCAUCGUGGUACAGAAACUGCGCAUGACCGCUGCUGUCGGGGCGGACCAGAGAAAGCGUUUCUGCUGUUGUCGCUGGCCAAGAGGCGUGAACUGGAAACUGGCCAAGUCCACGCUUGUUCUGAUCCCGCUGUUCGGAGUCCACUACAUCGUGUUUGUGGGCAUGCCGGACAAUGUCGGAGGUGUGGCGUACGAAGCCAGACUUUACUUCGACCUUUUCUUCAACUCAUUUCAGGGUUUCUUCGUCGCCAUCUUGUACUGUUUCCUCAACGGAGAGGUGCGAGCGGAGUUCCAGAAGCGGUGGGAACGCUGGCAGCUGGGCAGGAACCUGAGCUAUCGCAGCACCACGUGCUCUCCCCUCACCUGCAGUACAGCCCAGAACUACAGCGUCAGCCAAUCGGGACAUUCCCAAAGCAACGGCGUUGCCAUGACGACCCACAGCGUCAGAACUGUCUGCACCACCAACACCAACUCCAAGCGGAGCAGUCAGGAUUACUUCAUGGAGAACGAUAUGAACCAUGGGAUCGAUAUCCAGCAGAGCCCACCGCAGAACAGCUCCCCCAAGCGGGCCGCUCUGAACUUCAUCAGCGAGAUCACCAAGAAGUGCCGAAAGCGGGAAAAGAGAGUGGCCUUCAACGUGAACGGAGUCGUCAUUCCGGAGGAGGGAGCUGAUGACGUUGUUGAGGAAGAGGAAGGGGAAGAUAUGGAGAGCCAAACAGAAAGAAGCGCUCUGCGAGGGCCGGAAGUCAUCGAAAUGGAGACCGUCUUGUGACAACCUCAGUGUCAUCUGUAAAUACGUGACGAAACUGGAAAUGUCUACCACAAAAAAGACUAUAAGGACGUCAACGGGAAUGUACAUAUUCAGCGCUGUUGUAAAGAAUGUUGUAGUUGUUAGGCUGUUACCGCAGAUGAGGGAGAGAUGUUGCCAAAAGGCGCGUGGUACUGCGAUAGCUCAGGACCUGACGAGACAUGGUACCCGUAUGUUUGCAGUGACGUCACAGCAAGACACGGAAGAACUCGGAUGUCCUAGUACCUGGAUGUCCAGAUACCCCGGAUGUCCAGAUACCCCGGAUGUCCAAUGGGCGCUUUCCAGUGCGAUAUAGAGUUAAAGAGGACUCGAAUAUUACAUUGGUCACAAAAUCAGCUAUAGAUGAAGCUUCAAGAGAACAACGAAUUGUGAAUAUAUAUUUGUAAAGACUUCAACAGACUUGUGUAAAAAGAGUUGUUAUGAUAAAGUCACUGGUACAAAAAUGUAUGAAAUGUUUAAAAAAAGAAAGAACAACAUUUGAUUAGCAUGUAAAUAUGGAAGUGCUCAGAAACGAAGUUUUAACAUAUCCACCAACACUUGCAUUAUGCACAAGGUAAUAACUACUUCCGGAAUAGUCACUUCCGGUUCACAGCUUGACCUCUUCCCAGGAUUCCAUGGAAGCUUGCCCAUCACCUGUCGACCUGUCACCUUCUCUACAAUGGUACUUAGUUUGCUUAACCAUCGCGUCUGCUUGUCAAUCAAAGUUAACUCACUCAAAUUUUUCACAAAUAGAGACCAAUCAGCUUCGGUGGGCGAAACCAUUUGUAAAUAACGAGGGGGUACAUUUUUACACAAGUGUUGAUUUGACGAUUGAGCUUGGACAAAAUGUUUUGAAUGCAUCGGCAAAUAUAUUUCGACCAUAGCUUCGUAAUAUAUAUGUAAAACACACAGAUACACAAUAAAAGCGUCACGAAAAUUAAAAAUCAGAUAUCAAUUCGUGACAAUGAAGCAAGUUCAAAUCGCCCGUCUCAAACACAAUGUAAAUACACCCGUUUGACUAAAUAUAUUGUGAUAUUUACUAGCAUGUUUCUAUCAAUAUCUCACAAUGUAAAAUAAAAGCAGAGCUAUUUUCUGUACUCGAAAAGACGACCAUCUAAGAUGCUGCAAAUUUUCUCCGGUCAAAAUGUUUCACUGUGGUUUCAAACUCAUAAGAAUGUAUUCUUUCAGUUGUAGAAUAUUUGAAAUCACUCAUACAUCAAUUAUUUUGAAACGCAUUGGCCUUUUGUAAAUGUAUAAAAGAGAACGCGUACCUUGUAUACUUCACAAAAAAAAGAAAUAUACAGAAGAUGAUAAAGAUUGUAUGUGUGUUAUUAAAGAUGUAAUACAUGUAAUUGUGUGGAUGAAGUAAAAGACAAUGUAGUAUCUUUGUGGUUGUAUAUCUAUCCGUUUCAUAGUUGUUGAUUUUUGUAGUUAGAUCUAAAUAUGUAAGUCGUGCGUAAAUAAUACGCACAGGAGUCAAAAUUGGAAUUUGUCACUGUUAAAGAAAUAUAUUUUCCCAUACCGAUGACUCAUGUCUAUAUAGUAACGUAAACUUGUCACAAAGUUUAAACUUGAUUUCGUUAGAAUCAUGCGUGCUGAUUGGUGGAGAAAAUAUGA